This is a messenger RNA of Hordeum vulgare subsp. vulgare (domesticated barley), 1091 nucleotides long. Its product is annotated as B-cell receptor-associated protein 31-like. Gene Ontology annotation, biological process: intracellular protein transport; endoplasmic reticulum to Golgi vesicle-mediated transport. Gene Ontology annotation, cellular component: endoplasmic reticulum; endoplasmic reticulum membrane. Lineage: Eukaryota; Viridiplantae; Streptophyta; Magnoliopsida; Poales; Poaceae. The transcript is spliced from 2 exons. Bases 126 to 794 code for a protein of 222 amino acids. The record is from RefSeq and is a predicted model, not a curated record.
AGAGGGUCAUUUUAGACAAAUCGCUCUACUCAGAAACCCCAGAACAGAUUCCCUAAUUCCUCCUCCUCGACCUCCAUCCCGUGGAAUCCAACCAACGCGGGGAGGCAUACGGCACGCCGGCGGCGAUGAUCCAGCUCCUGUUCGUGGUGCUCGUCGCCGAGGCGGCCGUGGCGACGGUGCUGCUCUUCAAGACGCCGCUGCGGAAGCUCGCCAUGCUGGGCCUCGACCGCCUCAAGCGCGGCCGCCGGGCGCCCGUCGCCGUCAAGACCGUCGCCGGCGUCGUCUUCACGCUCCUCGCCUCCACACUCUACAGCAUGGCCGAGAUCAGCGGCCGCGCCGGGGACCCUGAGGGCGGGGGCGGCGCCGCCCUCUCUCCCACCGACCAGGUCCUCUUCUCGCGCCACCUCCUCGAGGCGUCCCUCAUGGGUUACUCUUUGUUUCUUGCUCUAGUUAUUGACCGACUCCACCAAUAUAUAAGAGAACUACGUGGGCUAAAGAAGAAUGUUGAGGCUGUAUCGAAGCAGAACAAAAUGUUAGAGGAAGGAAAACAUGGAAGAUCUCAGGAGAUAGCGAAAUACCAGGAAGAGGUCGCCACUCUGAAUGAGGAGAUGAAGAAACUGAAGCUGCAAGUACAAGAGAAGACCAAGGAGGUCCAUGUUGCUCAGGACAAGACACUUGCUAUCCAAAAGCAAUCUGAAAGCUUGCUGCUUGAAUAUGACCGGCUCCUGGAGGAUAACCAACAUCUCCGGGAGCAGCUGCAGUCAAUUGAUCUCAGGCUCUCCAAUCCUUCUUGAGAAAAGAAUGUAUUGAAGUAGAACAUUAUCCUAUCAUCAACCUAUUUGGUGCUUAGAAAUGUAUUGAAGUAGAACAUUAUCCUAUCAUCAACCUACUUCAUGCUUAGAAUUAUCUGUUUUGCUUUUGGUGCGACUUCGAGUUUACUCUUUCCAUAGGAUGUUAAUACCCAGAUGACAUGCUAAUUUAGUAAUGCCUAUCUUAUCGGUUUUAUUGUCUUACAUAACAAUAUGUUGGAACAUGUAUGCUGGUAUGCAGUUAAAUUUGCGUGCCACUGUUACAGUGGUGCACAACUCUAA